AUAGCACCUGUUAUGAGGACAAUAAUAUUGUUAUGAGCGACUUUUCUGCAAGUAGAGCCGUUCUCUAAUCUUGCUAAAGGUUCUUUUGGUUUAUUCUUGUCUGAUGCAUGGGUCUUUACAAAUUCUCAAUCUCAAACCUGAGCUAUCUCCUCUUAACUUGAUGUGGAUGUUUCUUUUGAAAUGACAGCAACCACUGAUAGAAACAAGAGUAACAAAACGAACAGUUUGAUAUUCUUUACUUCUUCAGAAUUUAUUCUCGUAGCCUUUAUCAUGUGAAAGUGCAUUAUUACCUGAUAUUUACUUAAAGCGCAAGGGAUGCCAUCCUCUUUUAAUCUUUCAACAGUUCAUUUCAGAUCGAUCAUGUUCUUUCUACAUCUACAAAACGCUGAACGCAUAUUCCUCUGAAAUUACAGAGGGUUUGCUUUCUUUCUGUGCAUGCUAUGAUUAGUGAGUUUUUUUCUAACUGAUUAUGGUAUGGGCACAAUCAUAUCCCGGCUAGCAAAGAGGUUUCUUUCAAAGAGUAAAGUCAGGGUUUUAAUGGUGGGACUUGACGAUUCUGGAAAGACAACCAUUUUGUACAAGCUGAAGCUAGGAGAAAUAGUUACAACCAUUCCCACCAUUGGUUUUAACGUGGAGAUAGUGGAGUACAAAAACAUAAGCUUCAGCAUAUGGGAUGUGGGAGGACAGCAGAAGAUUAGGCCUUUAUGGAGACAUUACUUUCAGAAGGUGGAGGGAUUAAUCUUUGUGUCGGAUAGCAGUGACAGAGAAAGAAUCAGUGAAGCUCGUAAUGAGCUGCAUCGGAUUUUAGGUGAUGAUGAACUAAAGGAUGCAACCCUGCUUGUCUUUGCCAAUAAGCAAGAUUCUACAAAUGCUAUGCAUGUCAAUGAGAUUGCUGAUAAACUUGGGCUACAUGCUCUUUCCCAACGCCGCUGGUAUAGACAAAGUUGUUCUGCUACGCUUGGAAAUGGACUGUAUGAGGGUCUAAAUUGGCUAUCGCAAACAAACCCGCAUUUUGAUGCAAGGAAAUAUAGACAUAUUAAUUGACACAUUCUAACAAAUCAUUGUCUGGUAUCAUUCUGAUUAAUAGAGAAGCUUUUGCUUUUCUUUUU
Molecule: messenger RNA, 1109 nt
Organism: Ricinus communis (castor bean)
Lineage: Eukaryota; Viridiplantae; Streptophyta; Magnoliopsida; Malpighiales; Euphorbiaceae
Product: ADP-ribosylation factor 1
Exons: 5
Coding region: 475-1044 (189 amino acids)
Biological process (GO): vesicle-mediated transport; intracellular protein transport
Cellular component (GO): cytoplasm
Molecular function (GO): GTPase activity; GTP binding
Source: RefSeq, a predicted model, not a curated record